Molecule: messenger RNA, 1350 nt
Organism: Diachasmimorpha longicaudata
Lineage: Eukaryota; Metazoa; Arthropoda; Insecta; Hymenoptera; Braconidae
Gene: Adat1
Product: tRNA-specific adenosine deaminase 1
Exons: 1
Coding region: 1-1188 (395 amino acids)
Biological process (GO): tRNA processing
Molecular function (GO): tRNA-specific adenosine deaminase activity; RNA binding
Source: RefSeq, a predicted model, not a curated record
AUGACAAUGACCUCCACUUCACUUACCGAAACCAUCUCACGCCUCUGCCUCGACAAAUACAAAACCCUUGCCAAGACAGGCAAACCCACAGACUCCGAGUGGACAGUUCUCGCAGGAUUCGUCCUACAGAAGCACGACAAAUGUUCUCUGGUGUCUCUGGCCACAGGCACCAAGUGCCUGGGCGCCAAAGACCUCCGAAAUACUCAAUCUUACGACCUAGGAGCUAGACUGAGUGAUUCCCAUGCUGAAGUGCUGGCUCGACGUGCCCUCCUACGAUACAUCUACGAACAGAUCGACGAAUUGAUCGUUUCAAAUGAGAAUCACAUUUUUAUUCUCAACAGCGAGGGAAAGAUCGAUUUCAGGGGAGAUGUGUCGUUUCAUUUUUAUUGCAGUCAGACCCCCUGUGGAGAUUGCUCUAUCAUCUUCAAGGAAAAAGAGUCUCCUCAUUCAAAAAUACCCAAAUUAGAUGAUGAUUAUGAUUCAAUGGAGAACGGGAGGCUGAUUUUCGACGUCUUUAGGACAGGAGCGAAGUGUGUUCAUGAUUCAGUCCAGGAUUUAAAGCUUCCUGGGGUGGAUUAUCACGCUCUAGGGCCUCUCAGAACGAAACCUGGAAGAGGAGACCCCACCCUCAGCCUUUCCUGCUCUGAUAAAUUAGCGAAAUGGAAUGUUCUGGGGGUACAAGGGGCGCUGCUCUCAUUUUUGAUCCCAAAAGUCAGGAUUCAGACUAUCGUCAUUGGGGGAGGCUGUCCCUUCUCACUGGAGAGCAUGAAGAGGGGGUUGUACAAACGAUUCGAUUCAGGAGUUGAGGGACCGAGGAUUGUUCAGGCCGCUGGGGGUUUUUCUCAGGCGAAAUCGAAAAUCAGGGGACAUCCCUGUCCCUCUAGUGUCAUUUGGUGUGACGUCAGAGGGAGAAAUGUAGAGGUUUCUGUUGAGGGAAGGAAGCAGGGGGCUACUAAGAACAAAAAAGGUAAUUUCCUAUUGAUCUCCAGAAGAGGACUGUUCAAUAAGUAUUUGAGGAUUGUGGACAAGUAUGGGUCUGCGAGGAUUCCUCCGCACCCCAAGAAAAUUAGCUACUACGAUUUUAAAAAAUAUUCUAGGAAUUAUCAGAAUUUAUGGCAGCACUAUAAAUCAACAGCUUUCCGUUCGUGGCCUUCGAAACCCCUAGAUUUACAAAAAUUUAGUUUGUAGGAUAAGAAUUAACGUUUGGUUAUCUUGUUUGGCAAUGUAGAAAUUUAUCUACUAAAAAUGAAAAUAUUUACAAAAUAAAUUGAGGGAUGGUUUAUAAAUGUUUUUUGCUGAGAUUUGUAUAUCCUAUUCCCACACAAGUCAAUAAAACUUGUUCCAUGAAAA